CAAAAAACUGAGGGGAAUAUUUUCUCUUAACAUCUACAUGUGCGGGGCUUAAUAUCUAUAUUGCAGCAUGUCUUACGUCUCCAUGAACACUAAUUGCUGGCAUAUUCUCCGUUGGCGAAUAUAAACGUGGUAGAAACGCCCCUUAAAAGUGCAACGUCAUGGGUACGCACGGACGCCGCAUCACGUCGCUGAAAUCAUUAACCCUAGACCUCCCCCCAAGCUGUAUCGAAUUCUGUCCAGGCCAUCCGGAUUAUUUUGUCGUUGGCACAUAUAACUUACAGAAAGAGGACAAAUUAGAUACAGAUCUUGUUGCUAGAGAUGACGAAGAAGAACAGCAAGUAAAGAAGACCCAGACUCGGGAUGGCAGUCUUGUCCUCUUUAAGUUAUUAGAGACUACAGAUAUAAAACACGUACAAACUGUUCUCUACCCUUCCGCUCUCCUUGACCUUCACUUUCAUCCCAGUCAAGAAAGGUCUACCGUGUUAGCUGUCGUUUCCAGUACCGGAAGUCUUUCAUUCUUCAAACUUUCCGCUUCAGAAGAACCCUCAGCUUCCCUAAAGGAAAUUAUUACCCAUAAGCCGCUUGGUGAUGAUGAUGGAGUUCUACUCCUAUCAUGCUCGUGGCAUCCACAUAUUCCUGAGCUCCUAGCAAUUACGACCUCCGACUACGAUGUCCAUAUCCUGCGUGUUACUGACUCAUGGAAUGUCUCUAAAACGAGUGAUGGGCCUGUGAUAACUCACACCCUUGAAGCUUGGACAGUGGCAUUUUCAUCGUUGACACCAAGCAAGCCUAGCUUGGAUGCGGCAGAUUCUCCAGAGGAAAGCUCUGGGCAGUUUGCAGUAUUCUCAGGGGGUGACGAUUCUAAACUCCUUACUACGAAUUGUGUAUAUUGUUCAGCUCGCAUUGAUACUGAAGAGAGCUUGAUCGAGAUAUCAUACCCGCCAGUUGCGUUCAAGGGGCACGAAGCAGGCGUAACUGCUAUUCUCCCCCUGAAUCUGCAAGUUUCAUCGCACGAUUCCGUGAUUGUUACUGGAAGCUACGACGACCAUGUUCGAGUAUACGCGUUCGAUGAGCAGAGAAAGGGGAUGCCACCUUACAGGCCUAGAUUAUUAGCAGAGCAGAACUUGCAAGGAGGUGUAUGGAGACUUAAACUGAUAAGAUUAGAAAAAGCUAUGGAGAACACCAAGGGAGACAACCAGUAUUGGAAAGUCUUUAUUCUUGCCUCAUGCAUGCAUGCGGGAUCACGGGUACUUGAGAUCUCGGGUGAUACGGAGACUGGACUUUGUGAGAUCAAGAUACUCGGACGGUUUGAAGAGCACAAGAGCAUGAACUACGGGAGCGAUUUUCAACCGGGUUCCGAAACACAAGGUAGAAAUCUCCGGUGUGUAUCAACGAGUUUUUAUGAUAAGUUAUUGUGUUUAUGGGAAUAUUAAUAUUUAUUCUGGAUGUCUAAAUCCUUUGGUCCGACCUUAUUUAUGUUACAAGCUUUAUAAUAGUGAUAUACUCAGUUAAUCUCAGUGAAUGCCUAACUCCUGCCCCUUAAGGUACAUAUAGGAACUAACGCAAGCUCGGUGAUGUAAUACAAAUAGUCUCAACACCACUUUGGAAUGU
Molecule: messenger RNA, 1611 nt
Organism: Daldinia decipiens
Lineage: Eukaryota; Fungi; Ascomycota; Sordariomycetes; Xylariales; Hypoxylaceae
Exons: 2
Coding region: 159-1433 (424 amino acids)
Molecular function (GO): protein binding
Source: RefSeq, a predicted model, not a curated record